CGUAUGACAUACUCACGCACAGCCCAUGUUUUAUCUCCGAACUCUUUGGUUUCAUCAGCUACUUUGGCCCCCUCUUCUCCUCUUGUGGAUUCCCCAAGCAUACUCUCUCUCAAACACACACACGCACGCUCUCUCUCACACACACAGACACACUCUAUUCUUUCUCUCUUUAUAUUUGUGUCGUGGAGUGUGUUUGGUGUGAACAAUGGCGGCGGCGUUUGGGGCAGUUACGGCAUCGGCGACUGAAAAUGCACUCAAAUCAUCCCCUUAUUUGCCGCUCUGCCAUCGCCAUGUCCUCCGCUCGAGCUCCAAGGGGACAUUUCGCCUCUCUCACAAGCCCAAGCUCCGGUUUUACUCUAAGUGUUUGCAAUCCGGUUGGAACUGUUCUGUUGUGGUGAGAGCUCAAUUGAACAAGGUUGCUGCGGAUGGAUCUGCAGAUGAUGCAUCCACCCCUCCUGCUAAAUCAGAGGUAUCAUCUGCAGAAGCCAAGGAUGUCAAGAACUCAGUUUUGUCUCCACCUACAAUUUUGGCCUCAGAAGAAUCAAUAUCUCAGUUUUUUAGUCAAGUUGCAAGUCUUGUCAAGUUAGUCGAUUCUAAGGAUAUCGUGGAACUUCAAUUGAAACAACUUGACCGUGAAGUUUUAAUACGUAAAAAGGAUGCUUUGCCUCCACCUCCGUCUGCGCAUUCACAUGCUCAACCUGCUGUACUGCCUCCGGUCACCGCACCUUCUCCAUUGUCGACUCCCGCACCUUCUGUUGCACCAACGCCAGCACCUUCUUCUAAAGCUCAAGCAUCCGAAUCGUCUCUUCCACCACUUAAGUGCCCCAUGGCAGGGACAUUCUACCGAAGUCCUGGACCUGGUGAACCACCAUUUGUGAAGGUUGGAGACAAAGUACUGAAGGGGCAGGUUCUGUGCAUCAUUGAGGCAAUGAAGUUGAUGAAUGAAAUAGAAGCUGAUCAGUCGGGAACAGUAGUUGAUAUCCUUGUAGAAGAUGGCAAGCCCGUCAGUGUUGACACCCCUCUCUUUGUGAUCAAACCAUAGAGUGAAUGGAGUGAAAAGCGGUAAUUAUGAAAGCAUGGUGUUUCCCUUGGAAUUGUUUUGAGACCAGCAUUAAACAUUUACUUGCAAGUACUGGGUGGUUUUGCAUGGAUGAGACUUUAGUCAGAAAUCGAAUUGAACGAGUCCUGAAUAAUUUGUUUUCCAUAGUCGUUCUAGAGUUUUAGAUGUCUUCGAAUCAUCUUGGAUGGAUAAGACUACCAUAAUUUUGUUAUUAUGGUCAACAUACUUAUGAUUUGAGGAUUUGGUCGUUAUAAGGUGAAAGAGAUUAAGUGCUUUAUGUAAUUGAAGUUCAAUUUUGUGAAAAUUUAUUUCCUUGAAUUUUUA
Molecule: messenger RNA, 1384 nt
Organism: Olea europaea var. sylvestris
Lineage: Eukaryota; Viridiplantae; Streptophyta; Magnoliopsida; Lamiales; Oleaceae
Product: biotin carboxyl carrier protein of acetyl-CoA carboxylase, chloroplastic-like
Exons: 7
Coding region: 206-1042 (278 amino acids)
Biological process (GO): fatty acid biosynthetic process
Cellular component (GO): acetyl-CoA carboxylase complex
Molecular function (GO): acetyl-CoA carboxylase activity
Source: RefSeq, a predicted model, not a curated record